Odontomachus brunneus is the source of this 879-nucleotide messenger RNA. Its product is annotated as mitochondrial-processing peptidase subunit alpha-like. The record is from RefSeq and is a predicted model, not a curated record. The transcript is spliced from 5 exons. Gene Ontology annotation, molecular function: metal ion binding; metalloendopeptidase activity. Gene Ontology annotation, cellular component: mitochondrion. Bases 277 to 864 code for a protein of 195 amino acids. Lineage: Eukaryota; Metazoa; Arthropoda; Insecta; Hymenoptera; Formicidae.
UCACUGACCGCUCACUGAUCAGCUAUGUUUUCUGAACGCAACCAUUGUCUCGUUUGCAAUGAAUAAUAGGGAAUAAAACGUAACACGCUUGUGUGUAGAAAACGUAACUUUUGGACGAUUUAAACUUAUGCAUUAGUAAAAUAUAUUAUUGCCGAAUGGUCUAGAAUAUAUUUAAAGUGGUUAUAUUAGAUCUCAAACAUAUACUCCUAUAACUUUCGACAGCAACUGACGAAAGAUAAAUCGUAUCUGUAUGUUACAAAUCUUCGAGUUGACAACAUGUACAGAAUGUUUACGGGUAUAUCGCAGAAACAAUUAAUUGUUGCUGUUAAGAAAAGUUAUACACAGACAAAAUACUUCAAUGCCUGGCAGAGAUGUAACUUCUCUUCUCAAAAAGAACCUCCUGGAUUAGAAGUUCAAAAGAAAAGUGUUACACCAUUUCCUCCACUAACAAAACCUAUUCCAAAUUUGCCAACAGCUGUUUACUCUACUGCAAAGGAGGAACAUCAAACAACGCAAAUUACAGUCUUACCAAAUGGUUUAAAGGUAGCAUCAGAAAAUCGAUUUGGACAAUUUUGCACUGUAGGUGUUCUUAUCGAUUCUGGUCCAAGAUAUGAAGUUGCAUAUCCCAAUGGUAUCUCACAUUUUCUUGAAAAGCUGGCAUUUGGUUCCACCAACACAUAUAAUAGCAAGGAUGAGAUAAUGCUAGCAUUAGAAAAGCAUGGUGCUAUAUGUGAUUGUCAAGCAUCUAGAGAUACAUUUAUCUAUGCUGCAUCGGCACAACGUCGUGGAUUGGAUUUAGUGACUCAAGUUUUGGGUGAUGUCGUUUUACGACCUCAAAUUACAAAUGAAGAGGUAUAUACAUAGUAUGUAAUGUAAACU